CCGUCUUCCUAUCCGCUUAAUUUCACUAGUCAUGUCCUCUGAAGAUGCAAGUAGCCAAGUGAGGCCUGAAGGAAAUGUUUCUAGUGAAAAGGUAGAAGAAACUCAAGACCAGAAUGAAGGCAGUGGGAUGCCCUCGCCCAAAGAGGAGGAGGCAGCAAUCAAGAAAAAAUAUGGAGGAAGGAUGCCCAAAAAGUCCCCACUUAUAUCUAAGGACCAGGAACGAGCUUUCUUUGACUCUGCUGAUUGGGCUUUAGGGAAGCAAGGUGCAGGUGCCAGCAAGCCUAAAGGGCCCCUUGAAGCUCUUCGACCAAAACUCCAGCCUACUCAACAAAAUGCACGUGCCCGGCGAUCUUCUUACGCAUCUGCAGACAGUGAUGAUAGCUUGAGUCUACCUGCCGAGGAGUUGAUCCAGAACGAUGGUCCAGCUGAAGACAAGAAUCAGGAAUAAGUACAAUACACCCCACGCUUCUUAUACAGAAAACCAUGUUUUCGCCGUCCUCCUGACAAAACUUUGACAUGGUAAUAUAAUAAUUAGCGCCGGUGCCUAUAGUACUCCCUAGGUUGAGCUCUGCAGUUUUACCUGCAGUAUAUCCGGCUUCUACCACAUUCAGCUGCCCGUUCUUAAUUUCUGAUACCUGAACCAGCUAGGAAUGACUAUUUCAUGAUGGUGAUGUUUUAGUACCGGAUGUGUAAGAAAUCAAUAACAACAAUGCAAUAUCAGACUUUAACUCGCCUUGGAUGAAGAUGACUAUGAUAUAGUUCAUCCUCCCAAUGCACCUCUUUUUUUUCUACAGCAAAUCCAGUGUCACAUUGCAUGU
Molecule: messenger RNA, 818 nt
Organism: Lolium rigidum
Lineage: Eukaryota; Viridiplantae; Streptophyta; Magnoliopsida; Poales; Poaceae
Exons: 7
Coding region: 32-448 (138 amino acids)
Cellular component (GO): cytoplasm
Molecular function (GO): protein phosphatase inhibitor activity
Source: RefSeq, a predicted model, not a curated record